AUGGAUCGGGAAGCGAGUACGAUUAAAACUCUACGAUGUGGAAUUUCCGCGCACGAAAUUCUCGGUUCCACAGUUGGGAUGGAACCAUCUGUUACAGUGCGUUCUUGCAUCGGGAUUAUCGCCUCCACUAGGUAUUUCUCAUCUCCUAAAAUAGUGAACAAACAGAACUGGAAAUGGUCCAAUCGCGCAGUCAGAGGCGCCCGUGUAUUAAAGUUAUUGCCUUCAGUGCGUGGCUACUCAAUUUACGGACAAAUUGAAUAUGACUUCGUCUCAAAGGCUUGGUUCUAUGUUGCAAUGUCCCGCUUUCCGGUGAUCGAAAGUGUGGCAACUGGAACCAAUGUGCACAUGGCACACGUAUUGCCUUCAGUGCGUGGCUACUCAAUUUACGGACAAAUUGAAUAUGACUUCGUCUCAAAGGCUUGGUUCUAUGUUGCAAUGUCCCGCUUUCCGGUGAUCGAAAGUGUGGCAACUGGAACCAAUGUGCACAUGGCACACGUUGACGGGGACAGUUUUGAUAAGACCAAAAAGAAAAAGUUUUUAAAAUCUGGUCGGUUUACAACAGAAACCGAUUUUCUCCAUUAUGCGGUCAACGGAGAUACCCAUUAUUGUACAAGUAAAAUGGACAGUCGGUGA
This is a messenger RNA of Opisthorchis viverrini, 633 nucleotides long. RefSeq lists its product as hypothetical. Lineage: Eukaryota; Metazoa; Platyhelminthes; Trematoda; Opisthorchiida; Opisthorchiidae. The record is from RefSeq and is a predicted model, not a curated record. The transcript is spliced from 4 exons. Bases 1 to 633 code for a protein of 210 amino acids.